Aethalodelphis obliquidens (Pacific white-sided dolphin) is the source of this 1413-nucleotide messenger RNA. RefSeq names its product protocadherin beta-7-like. Gene Ontology annotation, cellular component: plasma membrane. The record is from RefSeq and is a predicted model, not a curated record. Gene Ontology annotation, biological process: homophilic cell-cell adhesion. Gene Ontology annotation, molecular function: calcium ion binding. Lineage: Eukaryota; Metazoa; Chordata; Mammalia; Artiodactyla; Delphinidae.
AUGGAGACCAGAGUGGAGCGUGCUGUGCAGCAAAGGCAAGUACUAUUUCUUUGUGUAUUUCUGCAAGUGUCUUGGGCUGGUGGGGAAGCACUACUGUAUUUUGUGGAAGAGGAAGCUGAAAAAGGCACCUUUCUGGCCAACCUAGCAAAUGACCCGUGGUUGGGGGAAUCCUUAGCCCGGGGACCUAGAAUCAUUUCAGACCAGAAUACAGGAUUUUUACUACUCGAUCCGCUUACUGGUGAUUUAUUUUUAAAUGAGAAAUUAGACUGACAGGACCUGUGUGGCCCCACAGAGCCUUGUGUGCUGCCUUUCCAGUUGUUACUGGAAAAACCUCUUCAGAUUUUCCGUGCUGAAUUAUGGGUCAGAGACAUCAAUGAUCAUUCUUCAGUAUUUCUAGAUAGAGAGAUUCCCUUGAAAAUAUUAGAAGUUACCACUCCAGGGGCAGCAUUUCUCCUAGAAAGUGCACAGGAUUCAGAUGUUGGAACAAACAACCUGAGAAACUACACCAUCAGCCCCAAUGCCUAUUUCCACAUUAAUGUCCAUGAUAGUGGGGAGGGGAUUAUCUAUCCUGAAUUGGUGCUGGAUAGACUGCUGGAUCAAGAAGAGGUGCCUGAGCUCAGUUUACUCCUCACCGCCUAGGAUGGUGGCUCUCCACCCAGCUCUGGAACUGCCCUGGUAUGCAUCCUGGUUUUGGACAUCAAUGACAACGCCCAUGAAUUUGUACAGUCUCUCUACAAGGUGCAGGUGCCUGAGGAUAGCCUUGUUGUCUCUCUGGUUGUCACCAUGUCAGCUAGAGAUUUAGAUACCGGAAGUAACGGGGAAAUAGUUUAUGCAUUUUUUUAUGCUACUGAAAGAAUACUCAAAACGUUUCAAAUCAAUCUAACAUCUGGCAAUCUUCAUUUAACUGAAUUGAACUAUGAGGCAAUGCAAAUUUAUACAUUAACUAUUCAGGCCAAAGAUGGCAGAGGACUUUCUGGAAAACGUACGAUGGUGGUUCAGGUAACAGAUAUAAAUGACAAUCCACCAGAACUACUCAUGUCAUCACUUACUACAGCAAUUAAAGAAAACUCACCUGAGACAGUCAUAGCUGUUUUUAGGAUUCGAGACAGAGAUUCAGGAAACAAUGCAAAGAUGGUGUGCUCCAUCCAAGACAAUCUCCCCUUCGUCCUGAAGCCAUCUGUAGAGAAUUACUACACCCUGGUAAACGAUAGCUCUCUGGACAGAGAGAAAAGAGCCGAGUACAACAUCACCAUCACCAGCUACCAGUACGAGGUGUGUCUGACGGGAGGUUCUGAGAGUAAUGAGUUCAAAUUCUUGAAGCCGAUUCUCCCCAACCUCCCGCCCCAAUGCCCUGGGAAGGAAAUAGAAGAAAAUCGUACCUUCUACAACAGCUUUGGGUUCAAUAUUCAGUGA